This is a messenger RNA of Rhinichthys klamathensis goyatoka, 2357 nucleotides long. It is a transcript of the gene prrx1b, whose product is annotated as paired related homeobox 1b. Gene Ontology annotation, molecular function: DNA binding; DNA-binding transcription factor activity, RNA polymerase II-specific. The record is from RefSeq and is a predicted model, not a curated record. The transcript is spliced from 5 exons. Lineage: Eukaryota; Metazoa; Chordata; Actinopteri; Cypriniformes; Leuciscidae. Gene Ontology annotation, biological process: regulation of DNA-templated transcription. The coding region runs from base 555 to 1358 and encodes 267 amino acids.
AGCUCCAUCUUCUCUCCCAGGGGUCUCAAUUUUUCAUUUACAAUCCAGUCCACUGCAUGCCAGUGAGCGCGCGUUUGAAGUGCCAGAGCGUGUGGGUGUGAGUGAUUAGAGGAGUAGAGGAGAGAGCCAACAGCUUCGGAGUGUCCUGCCUCCUCUCGACGCUUUACGCACAUGCAUCUGAAAGGCAUCAGCAUUUCUGGAUCGGCGCUCAGUCAACAACUCCGUGGAGCUCGGGGAGUUUUUUCUUCUUCUUAUUGAACCAACAGUACUUUGCAGAAAGAGACUACAUGGGUGAACGGAUUCAACAGACGUCGUGAUCUUUACAAUUAAGUUCCACAACGUUUUAGACCAGGUUGUAAUUUUGCUCCACCUGGAUCUGUGAGAACAACUUUCCUAUAGGUAGCUAGCUAUCAUAGUGAGCAAAGGCAACUAAGACAUCGGUUUGGAGGCGCUGUUGCUUACGAGUUUGUCUUCAAAUAUAUGCGAGGAGGACCUGCUUGCUUAACCUAAAACACUUGCCCAGUUUUUUUUUCCUCUUGUAUCGUAUUUGCGUCAUGACUUCUAGCUAUGCACAUGUAAUGGACAGACAAGCAACCAUAUCCAGCAGACUGGAGAGUCCCAUUACAGCCAACCUGGAAAACCUGCAAGCCAAAAAGAACUUCUCGGUGAGCCACCUGUUGGAUCUAGAGGAGGCUAGAGAAAUGGUCGGUUCUCAGGCAGAUGAAAGUGUUGGAGAAACGGGCAGGACUAUGCUGGAAUCUCCGGGUUUAACCAGCGGCAGUGAUACAACACAGCAGGAGAAUGAGCAGCUAAACUCAGAAGAAAAGAAGAAGCGGAAACAAAGGAGGAAUAGAACCACAUUCAACAGCAGCCAGCUGCAGGCGCUGGAGCGAGUGUUUGAGCGGACACACUACCCAGAUGCCUUUGUUAGAGAAGACCUGGCACGCAGGGUUAAUCUCACCGAGGCUAGAGUUCAGGUGUGGUUUCAAAACAGACGGGCAAAGUUUCGGCGUAAUGAGCGGGCGAUGCUGGCCAGUAAGAAUGCUUCACUUCUCAAAUCCUACUCGGGAGACGUAACAGCAGUGGAGCAGCCAAUUGUCCCCCGUCCCGCACCCCGUCCAAAUGACUACCUGUCCUGGGGGAGCGCAGCCCCGUACAGCUGGUACCCAAGGCCGGAGGGAGGGCCAAUGCGAGUGCCACAGAAAAUGCUGCCCACAGAAUGCAACUCCAUGGCAACCUACCCACCCACUUGUGCCAACACCACUUCCACACAGGGAAUGAACAUGGCCAACAGCAUUGCUAACCUGAGACUGAAGGCCAAAGAGUACAGCCUCAACCAAGUGCCCACUGUCAACUAAGCCUGAAAAGAGGGACGGGAUGAGGGGACAAAGAAAAGCAAGAGACGUUGAGAAGAGAAGAAUUCAGAAGAGCUGGAUGAGUUUGGCCUCCUGCAGUGUCAGAGCAGAAUGGAUAUGACUUUUCACCCCCUCCUAAACCAAUGGAAUUGCAUUGUUGUCCCUUACAUUUGGCUUUUUUCUUCAUCACAGAUGAAGGUACGUUUCUGAGAAACUCAAUCUCAUUUUGUACUGACCCGAAGAUUGUAAAGACAACGCAAGGUCUGCUCUUUGGAGAACAAGUUGACGAGCAGGGCUCCGCUAAAUCAGUAAGAAGUGGCAGACGGAGCGUCUGGAUGCUGCAAGCUGUUCUUUGCUUGUUUGUUUUUGGCUGUAUUUUGGGUCGACCGGAUGGAAAGUAAAGACACUUUCAUGGCAAACAAUGGAGGACUGUUGUUCACCAUUCGCCGCUGAAUGGUUUAAAUUACACCAGAAGUUUAAUGCUGAGAUUUGGCAAAAUAGUGACCCAAAAUGUCUCCAUGUCUACAUCCAGUAGAAUAAAGAGACAUUUGUGGAGUUUAAUCAGUAGACAUGAGAUGUUUAAAACCAUCAAUGCUAACGGAAGCUCUGGGGCUGGAUUACAUCUUUUAAUGUCUUGAAUAUUACACCACUGUUUAAGGUAAAUACUGUUCCCCAUGGUGACCUAUGUAUCUGCUCACAGUACACUAACAAAAUUAUGUUUCAGUUUUUCUGGAGGUGAUUUUUAUCAAUCAUAUUUUUUCUUCUUAUAUUUGGAAACCAUAUAGUAAUAAAACAUUUUCAAGCAAUAAAUCUUAUACUAUUGUGUUGAAUCCUUCGGUUGAAGAGACAUGACCUUUUUGCUGUUUUUGCUAAAUGCUGACAUUUGAGAAACUGUUGCAGGCAACAGUGUAAAUUACCUUAAAAAAAUAUAUCUGCAUGUAAUAUUUCUUGCUUUAUGUUAGUCAAAACACCAACACUACAAAAUAAAUAAUCCAAAAUUAA